AUGCAAAACAUGCUUACGAUCCUCACAAGCGUAUUUAGGGGGAGCCUCAGCAAGAAUGGUGCCCAAACAGUGUCAGAGGGCAGUAAAGUGGUGGUGUCAGCACGUACCUACGCUGACUUCACUCCCCAGGCCAGCUUUGAUAUCAAGAAGUGUGAGCUCCAUCGUUUAGAGCAAGGUCCUCCGGGCGAGGCAGUGCUGACCAGAGAGGAUGGGCUGAGGUACUACCGGGCGAUGCAGACCAUGAGACGCAUGGAGCUGAAGGCAGACCAGCUCUACAAGCAGAAAAUCAUCCGAGGGUUCUGUCACCUGUAUGACGGACAGGAGGCGUGUGCAGUGGGCAUUGAGGCGGGGGUCAAUCCAACUGAUCACCUGAUCACAGCAUACCGAGCCCAUGGCUACACUUACACCAGAGGAAUUUCUGUUAAAGAGAUCUUGGCUGAGCUAACAGGCCGAAAGGGUGGCGUGGCCAAAGGAAAGGGCGGCUCUAUGCACAUGUAUGCAAAGCACUUUUACGGAGGAAAUGGAAUUGUUGGAGCUCAGGUUCCCCUUGGGGCAGGUGUGGCCCUUGCCUGCCAGUAUCAGGGCAAUAACCAGAUUUGUGUUACACUGUAUGGAGACGGAGCAGCUAACCAGGGUCAGAUCUUUGAGUCCUUCAACAUGGCCGCACUGUGGAAGCUGCCCUGUAUUUUCAUCUGUGAAAAUAACAAAUACGGCAUGGGCACCUCAGUGGAGAGGGCUUCUGCCAGCACAGACUAUUAUAAGAGAGGAGACUUCAUACCUGGCCUCAGGGUCGAUGGAAUGGAUGUGCUUUGUGUAAGAGAAGCCACCAAGUUUGCAGCAGACUAUUGCAGAUCUGGGAAGGGUCCCAUUCUUAUGGAACUCCAGACCUAUCGUUACCAUGGGCACAGCAUGAGCGAUCCCGGGGUUAGUUACCGCACACGUGAGGAGAUCCAGGAGGUGCGCAGUAAGAGUGACCCCAUCUCCAUGCUGAAGGACCGCAUGAUCAGCACCAACAUGGCCAGUGUGGAGGAGAUCAAGGAGAUGGAUGUGGAGAUUCGUAAGGAGGUUGAGGAAGCAGCUCAGUUUGCUACGUCUGACCCGGAGCCCCCGCUGGAGGAUCUGUGUAACCACAUCUUUUACAAUGAGCCGCCCAUGGAAGUGCGCGGCACUAACCCGUGGACGAAGCUCAAAUCCAUCAGCUAA
Molecule: messenger RNA, 1203 nt
Organism: Chanos chanos (milkfish)
Lineage: Eukaryota; Metazoa; Chordata; Actinopteri; Gonorynchiformes; Chanidae
Gene: pdha1b
Product: pyruvate dehydrogenase E1 subunit alpha 1b
Exons: 12
Coding region: 1-1203 (400 amino acids)
Biological process (GO): pyruvate decarboxylation to acetyl-CoA
Cellular component (GO): intracellular membrane-bounded organelle
Molecular function (GO): pyruvate dehydrogenase (acetyl-transferring) activity
Source: RefSeq, a predicted model, not a curated record